AUGGGGUGGGGGAGGAACAAGAAGAAGAAGACAACGCCCAUCACAGCAGGCGCUGGCGAUGGUGCUGGUGGCGACGGGGCAAGUGGCGAUGGACAGGUGGCGCAGGCGGCAGCAGCCUCGUUUCACCGUGCGUUCGCUGACCUUGACGGUGACGACAUGGACAGCAGUUCCGCUGCUCCGUUUGAUUCCAGCGACAUGGGCAGCAGCAGCAGCGAUGACGAGGGCGACGGCAGCAACAAGAAGAAGAAGAAGAAGAAGAAGAAGAAGAAAAAGGACAAGAAGAAGCAGCAGCGUAAGAAGGGCAAGGGCGUGAAGAACAAGAAGAAGAAAGGAAAGCACCUCACACGACAAGUCAGCGUUGUCGCCACCACACUUUCAAGCAACCCUGCAUUCCAGGACGGGAAAGACAACAAGAAAAACAACCGAAGGUCCACAGCCAGCACCGUCACGCCCAGCAUGUCAGACGAUCCAAAGGACUUUCAGUUCCAAGUUGGCGUCAAUGCCAAGUGGCGUGCGUCUGAGCUUGCAGAUUCUGGGCAGUGGCAAAACGCUCGCGACAUGUACCUUGUCGCUGUUGAAAAGUUUUCGUCGUGGUUGCAGCUGCACGGGAGCCCGCGCGACAGCAAACAGAAGCGCAUGGCCAUGCAGUACAAGGACGAGUGCGAGAUGCUGGCCGACGAGCUGAGUCGCGCAUAUGGACUGCCACCUUCGGCGGUCGUUCGCGGCGCUGCCCAAUUCUUCGUCAAGUACUAUGGCGUGAUUGAGGACCUGACAGACUGGUCGUGCCUCUCGUCACGCUCGGAGGUGCUGGACGUCAUUGACAGCGCCAAGUACGACGGCCUGCUGCCCUGGCGGCUGCCCAACACAGACAUCUCCAUCCUCACCGUCUCCGUGUAUGGGCUGAAGAUCACGGACCAGAUGAUGUCUGAGCCACCGCUGAUGCGAGAGCCCCUGUACGCCGUGGCCAGCUACAACUGCGUGCAGGAGGCGGAGGGGCAUUUCGCCCUGCUGAUCAAGACAGGUGACCCGGACACGGGCGAGUUCUUUGCGCACGUGCUUGAGAUUGGCGACGAGCGACGCGCCACAGAGGUGUGCUCGCUGAUCGAGCGCAUGAUCGCCGAGGCAUUCAAGCAGGCCCACCCCUUUGAGGAGGCGCACCCCGUCGACGACCUGCCGCCAGCGCCCCCGCUGCCGCCGCGCAUGUACGCGUCAGAUGACGUGGGCGGGUUCAGGAGCGACGACGACACGGGCGACUUCUUGCACACGGCAGGCCGCGGGUCAAGCAUUGGCGGGGUCACCAGCGGAGGCAGCACACGCCGGUCGAAGCGGCUGGUGCGCGGCAGCAAGCGAGAGAAGUCCAAGGCAGCGUUGCUCGAGGAGACGGCGGCGUUCAAGCCCGUGCAGGCGUCGCAGGGCGCUGUUGGCGACAUGGGCACGGUGAUCGACUUCAUGCAGCUGCUGCAGUCGGAACUUGACGAUGACGAGCUGUCUGAGUUUGCUGCCCUCAUGCGCUCGUACCGUGCACUGCAGGGCGGCAUUGGCAUCAUGCCGUUUUGCAACAAGUUCUAUCGCCUGUGCGGACAGGACAGGCAGGACCUGUUCAAGGCCAUCCGCCCCUUCAUCAACAACGACCACCUGCCCAAGUUUGACGAGUUUGUGACGCUGCUGUUCCGCGGGCGCGAGUCGCCGCAGCCAACACCGACCGACACGGGGGCACGCCGCGUGUCUGCGCGCGGCUCCGGUGGCGCCGGUGCCCGCAGCAGAGGUAGCCGGGACGAGAGCAAGGGUGGUAGCAGCACGGCAAUACACGAGGUUGAGCCUGGGGCGGACGAUGUGGACACGGCAGAUGUAGCCUCCAUCGCCGUGGCGUCGAGGAAGGCAUCACGCGAUAUUGCCGUCAGCACUCGCACCUCCCUCUCACAGGGCACCGCCGCAGCCGCUGUUCAGCCGUCCAGCAAUGAUGACACGAGCCCUAAUGGCGAUGCGCAAGCAACUGGCAGUGCAUCCACAACAGCGCCACCUCCUCCACCUCCGCCACCGCCACCACCACCACCACCACCGCCACCACCGCCUGGCGGGUUGAUUGCGGGGCCGUCGGCAACAGGGGCAGCAGCAGGCGGUGUGGAGAGGGGCAAGAGCGAGGAUGAAGAGGAGGAGAAGGAGAAGGAGAAGGAGGAAGACGAGAAGAGUGGGGAGGAGCAAGCGGAGGGUGAGGAAGCGGAAAUCGAGGAAGAUGAGGAGAAGGAAGGGUCUGCAGCAACAGGCGCCGCGGUGCUUGCAGGCAAAGAGACAGCGCCAUCUGCUGCUGCUGCACGUGAGCGCGUUCGGGCCGAGGCUGGACCUGACGUUGAUGACGACGACGACGACGACGACGAUGGUUUGGACCCAACCCUGAAGGCGUGGUUCAAGCGCAAGAAACGCCUCGAAUCGUCCUCAGCGGGUGCAGAUAAAGGCAACGAUGACAGCAGCGACACCGCUGCUGUGCUGCCGCCGUGGGCUGCAGACGUGAGGCGACCGCUUGCUAAUGUUGCUCGCGGCACGACGACAGGCACCACCAUCCUCCCACCAGAACCGGUGCCAGUGCCGCAGCUGCGCCCGGCUACAACAGCAGCAGCCGCACAAUACCAGCAGCCGCAACAACAACAGCAACAGGCAGCGUCAGCGUGGGGAGUUUCACAGCAACAGCAACAGCACCAGCAGCAGCAACAAGUGUUUGAGCAACAGCAGCAGCAGCAACAGCAGCAAUCGCAGCAAGAAUUGUUGCAGAAGCGAAGUCAGCUGGACAACAUCUUGAACAAACGGACGCCUGGUGCAGUGCCACCGCCACCACCUCCCACACAACAGCAGCAAGCAGCCACAUACGCCCAGCCAUACCAACCGCAGUCGCAGGCAUACCCGCCAACACAGCCAGUCUAUCAGCCACCGCAACAACAACAGCAGCAGCAGGCUGGCUACCAGCAGGCAUCGUACUCACAACAGCAGCAGCCCGCAUUCGCCGCGGCGACAGCAGCGGCACCGGUGUAUGGGUCAUCUUUGCAGGCAACACAGCCGUUUGCUGUGCAGGAGGCUGAAGGCACGCGGCCGCCGUGGCUACGGGAGGUGGAGGCGAACAAACAGCGACGACUCGAUGCUUUACUCGGCAGCAGAAACCAACAGCAGCAACAACCGCAACAGCAACAGCAACACCAGCAACAAUACCUGCAACAACAGCAGCAACAGCAACGUGUACAGAGCCGCCCACCACCGACCGCCGUCAUGCCAUCAACCACCUCGGCAGCGCCGCCGCCACCACCACCAGCGUCAUCGGCAGGGUUGGCCUCGUCGUCUGCGACCGCCGCUUCGCUUUCGAGCCCGUGGGCACUGCAGCGCAUGAACCGGGAGCCAGCGCCGCCAAAGUUGACACAGCAACAGGCGCAACAGCAGCAACAGCAGCAACAGCAGCAGGCGCAGGCGUACAAGCCGCCGCCACUGCAGGGCGAGCGGUCGCCCAAUUGGAUCAAGCUGGCGAAGGAGCGGCGGCAGCAGCGGUUGACUGAGCCCGACCGCCAGCGCGAGGCCGAGGAGGAGGCGGAGCAGCAGCGCUGGCAGGGCGUGCCCACGUGGAAACGCAAAGUGCUCGAGCGGAAGGAGGCAGAGGCCAUGCUGCCAGCGCUGAAGCAGCAGGCCAUCGACAACUACUGGCGGCAGCGGGAACAGGAGCUGUCCCAUCUGCCAAACUUCAAGCGGGAGGUGAUGAUCAAGAAGGAGAAGGAGGAAGUCAAGCACGGCUUCAGGCGAUUGCCACCCGAAAUCUUCAAGAGCAUCCAGGUGCCGGGCAAGAGUGCGCCAAGUGGCCCGCCACCGCGCCUGCCGCAACAGCAGCAGCCACGACCACCAAUGCCAGCACAACAGCAGCAGUCGUCAUCAUCGUCGAGCACGACGGGGAGUGGCGUCUUCCUCCCACCGCCACCCCCAAUUUGA
Messenger RNA from Salpingoeca rosetta, 3960 nucleotides. RefSeq lists its product as uncharacterized. Gene Ontology annotation, biological process: regulation of actin filament polymerization. The transcript has 7 exons. The coding region runs from base 1 to 3960 and encodes 1319 amino acids. Gene Ontology annotation, cellular component: actin filament; cortical actin cytoskeleton; plasma membrane. NCBI's taxonomy places the organism in Eukaryota, Choanoflagellata, Craspedida, Salpingoecidae. The record is from RefSeq and is a predicted model, not a curated record. Gene Ontology annotation, molecular function: actin filament binding.